CAGGGGUGAAGGGGGUGUGUCUUGAGCACCAGGCUCCCAGGGACGGUGUUGGUCACCACCCUAACACAGACCCCCACAGAACUGCUCAACCGCAGCACGCUGGGCCUGAGCGGUGUUUCCCUGUUUUCCUACCUGAGCUUGUUAAAACGCACAGGUUAAGGCCCGGUCACACUCUCCUUGCUCUCUCCAUCCCAGCCCGCUCCGUUCCAAACCCGGCCCUUCUUCUCCAGGCUCUCUAUCCCCUCAUGGGAGCGAUAUCAGCCAGUGCAAGAGGACCACCGUCUCAACCCUAACAGCAGUCCUCACCAUGGAGAUGAAACAACCAGAGAUGAUGAAUCGAGAGGAUGGGGGAGAGCAUGAGAAGGAACAGGAGUCACAAGAAAACGGAAGGCUUGUUGCGGACAGCGUUGCGGAGAAGGGUCAGAAAUCCUGCUCCGGACCUGGGCAGGUCUCCAACGGUUAUCCCAGCACAUCCCCACAAAGUCCCAGGGAUGGUGCGGGUGCUGGGACGGACAGGGACAGCACCCCUGGGGCAUUCAGGACUCUGGUGGUCCAGCAGACCAGCUUGGAUCCACCUAGGGAGACCUGGAGCAAAAAGAUGGACUUCUUGCUGUCGGUGAUCGGGUAUGCAGUGGACCUGGGAAAUGUGUGGCGUUUUCCCUACAUCUGCUACCAAAACGGAGGGGGUGCCUUUCUUCUGCCGUACCUGCUGAUGGCUGUGUUUGGUGGCGUGCCGCUGUUUUACAUGGAACUGGCUUUGGGCCAGUUUCACCGCAGCGGGUGUAUCUCCAUCUGGAAACACAUCUGUCCCAUCUUCAAGGGUAUAGGCUUUGCCAUCUGCAUCAUUGCACUCUACAUUGCCUUCUACUACAAUACCAUAAUGGCCUGGGCUCUCUACUACCUCCUGUCCUCCUUUCGUGCCACGCUGCCCUGGACCACCUGCACCAACCAGUGGAACACUCCCAACUGCACCCACUACCUGUCCACCGAUUUGAAUGUCUCCUGGACCAACUACUCCAUCUCUCCGGCUGAAGAGUUCUAUAUACGGCAGGUCUUGCAGGUUCAUCUGUCCCCUGGUCUUCAUCAGUUGGGCUGGGUGAGUUGGCAACUAGCCCUCUGUCUGUUGUUCAUCUUCACUGUUGUGUACUUCAGCAUCUGGAAAGGGGUCAAGACCUCCGGCAAGGUAGUGUGGGUGACGGCUACCUUUCCGUACCUGGUGCUGCUGAUCCUGUUGAUAAGAGGGGCCACCCUGCCAGGAGCAUGGAGAGGAGUGGUCUUCUACCUGAAACCUGAUUGGAGCAAACUUUUAACCACUACAGUUUGGCUUGAUGCAGCUGCGCAGAUCUUCUUCUCUCUGGGUCCAGGCUUUGGUGUUCUCCUGGCCUUUGCCAGCUACAAUCCCUUUCAUAACAACUGCUACAAAGAUGCAUUGGUCACAAGCUCAGUGAACUGUUUGACCAGUUUCCUGUCAGGCUUUGUGAUCUUCACUGUGCUGGGCUACAUGGCAGAGAUGCGCCAACAACGUGUGGAGACUGUAGCUAAAGAUGCUGGUCCCAGUCUGCUUUUCAUCAUCUAUGCUGAGGCUAUUGCCAAUAUGCCGGCUGCUACGUUCUUCGCCAUCAUAUUCUUCCUCAUGAUAAUUAUGCUGGGGCUGGAUAGCACGUUUGCAGGUCUGGAAGGGGUAAUUACAGCCAUGUUGGAUGAGUUCCCCCACCUGUUGGCCAGGAGGAGAGAAUGGUUUGUGCUCGGCCUUGUGUGUGUCUGUUAUUUGGGCGCCCUCUCCACUCUUACCUACGGAGGUGCGUUUGUUGUUAAACUAUUUGAGGAGUAUGCCACAGGCCCUGCUGUUAUCACCGUGGUCUUCCUCGAGGUCAUUGCUGUUUCCUGGUUCUAUGGGACGACACGUUUCUGCAACGACGUGCAGCUGAUGCUUGGCUUUGCUCCUGGUGUGUUUUGGAGGGUCUGCUGGGUAGCCAUCUGUCCCUGCUUCCUAUUGUUCAUUAUUGGGAGUUUCCUGGCAUUCCCUCCCGAGGUGAGGCUGUUUGACUACCUGUACCCUUUCUGGACCACAGUUCUCGGCUACUGUAUUGGAGUCUCCUCCUUCAUCUGUGUGCCUUCUUACAUGGUCUACCAUCUAGUCACCACCAAAGGGACCUUCAAACAGCGUCUGCUAAAGAGCAUUACCCCUGAGGCUCCGGGGUCCAGCGGCCCUCAGAGAGACACAAUUGUCAUCACCAACGCCGUGUGACACAUUUCCUCUUGUGCUGGACAUGUAGCACAAACGCAGGGGACCCGUGUCUCCUGUAAGGGCCUCGGCUGACCUCCCUUCACACCUCACCCCAGAGGAGUCUGCUACCUGUAUUGUGUGACGGUGAGGCCAGGCCUCCGAAUACAGCCAUUGUUUUAUUCUUAUACUAGCCAUCCAUGUGUGACCACUGUCAGCGCUCAUAUGAACUACUGACUGCCGUAGCAAGUUCUUGAGUUUGUGUUUUGUCCUUCCGUUGUUAAUUUUAGAUCUCCAUAAACAGUUUAUAUAUAUAUGGCUCGUGUACACUAAUGUUGAAAAGUUUGGGGUCAGUAAGAU
Molecule: messenger RNA, 2584 nt
Organism: Sinocyclocheilus rhinocerous
Lineage: Eukaryota; Metazoa; Chordata; Actinopteri; Cypriniformes; Cyprinidae
Product: sodium-dependent serotonin transporter-like
Exons: 14
Coding region: 308-2248 (646 amino acids)
Biological process (GO): serotonin uptake; sodium ion transmembrane transport; amino acid transport
Cellular component (GO): neuron projection; synapse; plasma membrane
Molecular function (GO): serotonin:sodium:chloride symporter activity; serotonin binding
Source: RefSeq, a predicted model, not a curated record